GCAGCAUCACCAUGUCUGUUCGAUACAGCUCAAGCAAGCAAUACUCUUCCUCCCGCAGUGGGGGAGGAGGGGGUGGAGGAGGAGGAUCAUCCUUCAGAAUUUCGAGCAGCAAAGGCUCCAUUGGCGGAGGAUUUAGCUCAGGGGGGUUCAGUGGUGGCUCUUUUAGUCGUGGGAGCUCUGGUGGAGGCUGCUUUGGGGGCUCAUCAGGUGGCUAUGGAGGAUUAGGAGGAGGUUUUGGUGGAGGUAACUUCGGUGGAGGCUAUGGAAGCAGCAGCUUUGGUGGGGGCUGUGGAGGAGGCAGCUUUGGAGGCGGCAGCUUUGGAGGGGGCGGCUUUGGUGGAGGCGGCUUCGGUGGAGGCAGCUUUGGUGGAGGCAGCUUUGGAGGCUAUGGGGGUGGAUUUGGAGGAGAUGGCGGCCUUCUCUCUGGAAAUGAAAAAGUAACCAUGCAGAAUCUGAAUGACCGCCUGGCUUCCUACCUGGACAAAGUUCGGGCUCUGGAAGAAUCAAACUACGAGCUAGAAGGCAAAAUCAAGGAGUGGUAUGAAAAGCAUGGCAACUCAAGCCAGAGAGAGCCCCGUGACUACAGCAAAUACUACCAAACCAUCGAAGAACUUAAAAAUCAGAUCCUCAGUCUAACAACUGAUAAUGCCAAUAUCCUGCUUCAGAUCGAUAAUGCCAGGCUGGCAGCUGAUGACUUCAGAUUAAAGUAUGAGAACGAGGUGGCCCUGCGCCAGAGCGUGGAUGCGGACAUCAACGGCCUGCGCCGGGUGCUGGACGAGCUGACCUUGGCCAAGGCUGACCUGGAGAUGCAGAUCGAGAGCCUGACUGAAGAGCUGGCCUACCUGAAGAAGAACCAUGAAGAGGAAAUGAAAGACCUUCAUAACGUGUCCACUGGUGAUGUAAACGUAGAAAUGAAUGCUGCCCCAGGUGUUGAUCUGACUGAACUUCUGAAUAACAUGAGAAACCAAUAUGAACAACUUGCUGAACAAAACCGCAAAGAUGCUGAAGCCUGGUUCAAUGAGAAGAGCAAGGAACUGACUACAGAAAUCAAUAGUAACAUUGAACAAAUGUCCAGCCACAAAUCUGAGAUUACUGAGUUGAGACGCACAGUUCAAGGUCUGGAAAUCGAACUACAGUCCCAACUAGCCCUGAAACAAUCCCUGGAAUCCUCGUUGGCUGAAACGGAAGGUCGCUACUGUGUGCAGCUCUCACAGAUUCAGGCCCAGAUCUCCUCUUUGGAGGAACAACUGCAACAGAUUCGCGCUGAAACCGAGUGCCAGAAUGCUGAGUACCAACAACUCCUGGACAUCAAGAUCCGACUGGAGAAUGAAAUUCAAACCUACCGUAGCCUGCUAGAAGGAGAAGGAAGUUCCGGCGGCGGUGGCUACGGCGGCGGGCGCGGCGGCGGAAGUUCCGGCGGCGGCUACGGCGGCGGAAGUUCCAGCGGCGGCGGCCACGGCGGCGGCUACGGCGGCGGAAGCUCCAGCGGCGGCGGCCACGGCGGCGGCCACGGCGGCGGCUACGGCGGCGGAAGCUCCGGCGGCGGCGGCCACGGCGGCAGCUACGGCGGCGGAAGUUCCGGCGGCGGCGGUCACGGCGGCAGUUCCGGCGGCGGCUACGGUGGCGGCAGCUCCGGCGGCGGUCACAAGUCCUCGUCUUCUGGGUCGGUUGGAGAGUCCUCUUCCAAGGGACCAAGGUCAGCAGAAACUAGCUGGGAUACUAAGAAACCCAGAGUAAUCAAGACAAUUAUUGAAGAGGUGGCACCUGACGGUAGAGUCCUUUCAUCUAUUAUUGAAUCGGAAACCAGGAAACACUACUAUUAAGCCGCAUCAAGAGGGAAGAGUCACCCUUCAGGCAGACCAUUAUGCACAGGUGUAUGAAAAACAAAACCACCAAAACACUUCAGUCUUAAUGGUCUAUGGAAAUAGGUUUAUUCCUUGAAAAUAAGGUGUUUAAAAGGUGUUUUGUGGUUUCUGUAUUUCUUUUUUUCACUUUACCAGAAAGUGUUCUUUAAUGGAAAAAAAAAAAAAAAAAACCUUUUCUCCUUCAUUAAUGAAUUUAAAUAAACUUUCUUACUGAUGCAAGCUA
Molecule: messenger RNA, 2088 nt
Organism: Mustela lutreola (European mink)
Lineage: Eukaryota; Metazoa; Chordata; Mammalia; Carnivora; Mustelidae
Gene: KRT10
Product: keratin 10
Exons: 8
Coding region: 12-1823 (603 amino acids)
Cellular component (GO): keratin filament
Molecular function (GO): structural constituent of skin epidermis
Source: RefSeq, a predicted model, not a curated record